This is a messenger RNA of Penaeus indicus, 1269 nucleotides long. RefSeq lists its product as uncharacterized. NCBI's taxonomy places the organism in Eukaryota, Metazoa, Arthropoda, Malacostraca, Decapoda, Penaeidae. Bases 540 to 1088 code for a protein of 182 amino acids. The record is from RefSeq and is a predicted model, not a curated record. The transcript is spliced from 2 exons.
UAAAUAAAUAAAAAAAAAUAAAGUAAAAUAAAUAAAUUAAUUAAUAAAUGAAUAAAAAGUAAAAAAUAGAACGCACAUUUCAAAAGGGCAGCUUGGCUAAAGGACAGAAAUAGGUUAUUGCCAAUGCUAGGGGGCCAUUGGGGUAGCCAUAAUUAUUUCUAGAUAAUCUCUAGCUGUGGCACCCAUUUCCGAAGUGUUGUUACUAGUAGUGCCGUGAGAGACUACCAGGGGACAAGGGAAAUAAAAAAUACAUAAGUUUUUCUUUUUUUUUUUUAUUUCUUUGAAUAGUGUUAUUAAAUUUACAAUCAGUCUUUUAAUUAGUGAAUCUUUCUUUCGCACAGGAACAGGGCAGCAUGGAGGGAGACGAGAGUACCUUUGGUCGGAUGAAGCAACAGAGAAAUUGGUAUUGAUGGUGAAGGAGAAUUACGCGAAGGUGACAGGGGGAAGGGAUGCAAGGGAAGAAGUCUUUCGUGACAUCACCAAAAAAUUAGUGGAAUAUUCUUUUCCAGAUUCCAGGCAUUACAGUCAGACAAGUUCACAUGAAAUGGAAGAACUUAAAACAGAGAUUCAAGAAAUACGAACUGAAGAAAUCCAAAGAUAGAUACCGCGUCAAGGAACCUCUGUGCUACAAUUUGCUGUGUUCAUUUCUUGACAGACCAUCAGUCCCUACAUAUGAUGUGAUAUGUUGCGAUUUUGACGAAGAAGAAGAGGAACUUCUACAGCAGCACCAGAGACACCAACUCCAAUUACAGCCCCAGAAACAGCGAAUGCAGCAGCAGCAAGUAAGCAUAAUUCCCACUAUUGAAAUGAUAGAGGAAAUAUCGCCCACAGACAGUUGUACCAGAAUAUCGGAGAAAACAACAGAUACCAACAAGAGAAGAAAGCUGGACAAGCUCACAGCAAGUCAGAGGAGAAUGGAGUCAUUGUUCAGUGAAGUUCUUAGUGAGAUGAAGAAGAACAACUCUGUCAUGGAGAGCUUUUUUACUGACUUCAGGAACAUUAUGAAAAGAAAUGAGGAACAUCAACUUGAACUAAUCAGAACUCUCAAGGAACGUAAUCAGAUCCUGAAGCAGGCUGUUCAGAAGUGAUAUAAUCAUGUGUAUAUGUAUCCAUUUCAUUCACCAGUGCCAUCUUCAUAGUUCUGUACAGAUAGACAAUAGUUUUAUCAGAAAUAGAAUUUCUCUCUCUCUCUCUCUCUCUCUCUCUCUCUCUCUCUCUCUCUCUCUCUCUCUCUCUCUCUCUCUCUCUCUCUCUCUCUCUCUCUCUCUC